CUCAGCUGCCCCCGUGGACCGCCCAGUCCAGGCCCGGUGGGGCUCCGCUCGGCAACCUGCAGAGCCCUGAUAGCUAAAAUGUAAUUUCAGAUUGGACAAGUGGAGGGAUAGCAAUGUCCGGUGGAGAUGAACCCAGGAGCUACUAUGUGGGCAUGGACGUGGGGACUGGCAGCGUCCGAGCAGCCCUUGUGGACCAGAGGGGCACCCUCUUGGCUUUUGCAGACCAGCCCAUCAAUCAGUGGGAGCCUCAGUUCAACCACCAUGAGCAGUCGUCUGAGGACAUCUGGGCUGCGUGCUGCAUUGUCUCAAAGAAAGUUGUACAAGGCGUCAAUUUACACCAAAUCCGAGGGCUUGGGUUUGAUGCCACAUGUUCUCUGGUUGUUUUGGAUGAGCAGUUUCGUCCUUUGCCAGUCAAUCAUGAAGGGGAUUCCCAUCGAAACAUCAUCAUGUGGCUGGAUCACCGGGCGGUCAGUCAGGUCCACCGGAUCAACGAGACGAAGCACAGCGUCCUGCAGUACGUGGGGGGCGUAAUGUCUGUGGAGAUGCAGGCCCCAAAGCUUCUGUGGCUAAAAGAGAACUUGCGAGAGACUUGCUGGGAUAAGGCGGGACAUUUCUUUGAUCUCCCAGACUUCUUAUCGUGGAAGGCAACAGGUGUCACAGCACGGUCUCUCUGCUCCCUGGUGUGCAAAUGGACAUACUCUGCAGAGAAAGGCUGGGACGACAGUUUCUGGAAGAUGGUUGGUUUGGAAGACUUGGUUACAGAUAAUUACAGCAAAAUAGGAAACCAAGUGCUGCCUCCUGGAGCUUCUCUUGGAAGUGGGCUCACACCAGAGGCAGCAAAGGACCUUGGCCUUCCUCCUGGAAUUGCAGUGGCAGCCUCACUAAUUGAUGCUCACGCAGGAGGACUAGGAGUGAUUGGAGCAGAUGUGAAGGGGCACGGCCUCGCCUGUGAGGGACAGCCAGUGACGUCACGGCUGGCUGUCAUCUGUGGAACAUCUUCUUGUCACAUGGGUAUCAGCAAAAACCCAAUCUUUGUACCAGGUGUCUGGGGCCCUUAUUUCUCAGCCAUGGUCCCUGGGUUCUGGCUGAAUGAAGGUGGUCAGAGCGUUACUGGAAAACUGAUAGACCACAUGGUACAGGGCCAUGCUGCCUUCCCUGAACUACAAGCCAAGGCCACAGCCAGACGCCAGAGUGUAUAUGCAUAUUUGAACAGUCACCUGGAUCUGAUUAAGAAGGCUCAGCCCCUGGGUUUCCUCACUGUUGAUUUACAUGUUUGGCCAGAUUUCCAUGGCAACCGGUCUCCCUUAGCAGAUCUGACACUAAAGGGCAUGGUCACUGGAUUGAAACUAUCUCAGGACCUCGAUGAUCUUGCCAUUCUCUACCUGGCCACAGUUCAAGCCAUUGCUUUCGGAACACGCCUCAUUAUAGAGGCCAUGGAGUCAGCAGGGCACUCGAUCAGCACCCUUUUCCUGUGCGGUGGCCUCAGCAAGAAUCCCCUUUUUGUGCAAAUGCACGCGGACAUCACUGGCAUGCCUGUGGUCCUGUCGCAAGAGGUGGAGUCUGUUCUUGUGGGCGCUGCUGUUCUGGGGGCCUGUGCCUCGGGGGAUUUCGCUUCUGUACAGGAGGCAAUGGCAAAAAUGAGCAAAGUUGGAAAAGUUGUGUUUCCUAGACAUGAGGAUAAAAGGUAUUAUGACAAGAAAUAUCAAGUAUUCCUGAAGCUGGUUGAGCACCAGAAGGAGUAUGCAGCCAUCAUGAAAGGGGACUGAGCAGAGCUUGCAGGGGCUGAUGCCAGGUUUCAUACCAUUGCAUCGGGGACCUCUGUCAUUUCACCUUACAUUCGAGACCCUUAGAUAUCAUUUCACUCAUUUCUGCAUUGUCUUUUAAUAAAGAAAACUGAGACAUGUGUAACCAAAA
Molecule: messenger RNA, 1914 nt
Organism: Capra hircus (goat)
Lineage: Eukaryota; Metazoa; Chordata; Mammalia; Artiodactyla; Bovidae
Gene: FGGY
Product: FGGY carbohydrate kinase domain containing
Exons: 16
Coding region: 114-1766 (550 amino acids)
Biological process (GO): carbohydrate metabolic process
Molecular function (GO): phosphotransferase activity, alcohol group as acceptor; kinase activity
Source: RefSeq, a predicted model, not a curated record